Molecule: messenger RNA, 2178 nt
Organism: Diatraea saccharalis (sugarcane borer)
Lineage: Eukaryota; Metazoa; Arthropoda; Insecta; Lepidoptera; Crambidae
Source: the annotation of a GenBank genome assembly
AUGGCGGCUGCUUUGUUAUCAAAUAGAAAUUUGAGUAAAUUAAUUAAAAUUCGUAUGAAACACUCCACAACAACAAAUUAUUAUCGAGGAAUAGUGUAUCAUAAACCUCCCCUGAAUAUAAUUUAUAAACAAUGCGCAGUGACGAGUCAUUUCAGGACUUAUUCUUCAAAUCACCCUAACAGUGUGGCAAGAGGGGAUGCGGCUAAAAAUGUCCUUACUGCGGUGUUAGCAAACAAACCCAAAACUGGAAAAAUACCAGUUGGUAUCCAAAAACGGGACUGCUUUCACCCAGGUGCUUCUGUUUUAUCUCGUGAAGAUAUAAAUCUGGGGGAUGCCAAACCGGUGUCAGGAGCUGAUAUGUUUAGGGGCAUGCUGGAGUAUAUAUGGCCAAAGGACAAUCAAAUGAUUAGAAACCGAGUGAUGCUAUCUCUCUCACUUCUGUUUGGAGCAAAAGUGAUAAACGUUACUGUCCCCUUCCUCUUCAAAUAUGCCGUAGACGAGGUGAACCAGGCUACGAUGACACCAGCAGGAGAUGCUUUGUUAGGGAUGGCAACAGUUCCUCAAGCAUUGGGCACGGCUGCAUUUAGUUUAUUAGUUGGGUAUGGUAUAGCUCGCGCCACAGCGGCAGGAUUUAAUGAGCUGCGUAAUGCGGUGUUUGCAAAAGUUGCUCAACAUUCGAUAAGGAAACUGGCGUGUAAUGUGUUCAUGCAUUUGCACAAUCUUGAUUUGAGUUUUCAUCUGGGAAGACAGACAGGGGCUUUAUCGAAGACCAUAGACAGAGGAUCACGCGCCAUAAACUUUGUCCUGUCAGCGAUGGUGUUCAAUAUUGUACCGACAGUGUUCGAGUUGGCGUUGGUUACGAGUAUAUUGGGCUUAAAAGGCGGAGUUGCGUUUGCAGGUCUGGCGUUCGGGUGCGUGGGCGUGUACGCGGCGUUCACGCUGGCGGUGACGCAGUGGCGCACGCAGUUCCGCGUGCACAUGAACCGCGCCGAGAACGAGGCCGGCAACAAGGCCGUCGACUCGCUCAUCAACUACGAGACCGUCAAGUAUUUCAACAAUGAAAAAUACGAGCUGCAGAAAUACGACGCGAGCUUAAAGAAAUACGAAGAGGCCUCUCUGAAGACUGCUUCAAGUUUGGCCUUGUUGAACUUCGGCCAACACGCCAUAUUCAGUGGCGGCCUUAGCAUGAUCAUGAUAUUGGCCGCGAAUGAAAUCGCUAAAGGUAACAUGUCGGUGGGCGACCUGGUGAUGGUGAACGGUCUGCUGUUCCAGCUGUCGGUGCCGCUGGGCUUCCUCGGGUCCGUGUACCGCGAGGUGCGCCAGGCGCUCGUGGACAUGCAGACCAUGUUCACGCUCAUGACCGUGCAGUCCAGGGUCAAGGAAAUAGAUAAAGCACCCCCUCUUAUGAUAGAUACUAACUCAGCGACCAUAGAAUUCAAAAACGUCAACUUUAAAUAUAUAAACGGGAAGCCAAUUUUCAACAAUCUGAAUUUGACGAUUCCCGCGGGCCAAAAGAUAGGCAUCGUUGGUGGUUCCGGCAGCGGCAAAUCAACUUUAGUGCGUCUAUUAUACCGUUUCUUCGAGCCUCAGUCCGGUGAAAUAUUGGUUGGAGGGCAGAAUAUCAAAGAUGUCGAGUUGGCCACACUCAGGAGAGCUAUAGCGAUAGUUCCACAGGAUUGUGUACUAUUCCACGACACGAUAUACCACAAUUUGCAUUACGGCGAUCUGACGAAAUCAGCCGAGGAAGUGUACCAGGCGAGCAAAAUGGCCGAAAUGCAUGAUUCUGUUAUAACAUGGCCGAAGGGUUACGACACACAAGUGGGCGAGCGUGGAUUAAAAUUAUCCGGCGGUGAGAAGCAACGUGUGGCCAUCGCGCGAGCGAUACUAAAAAACUCUCCCAUCAUAGUGUUCGACGAGGCUACCUCCAGUCUAGAUUCUAUCACCGAAAACGCGAUCCUGCAGGCGCUGCGCGCGGCCACCUUGGGGCGCACGUCCGUGUGCAUCGCGCACCGGCUGGCCACGGUGGCGGACGCGGACCGCAUCGUGGUGCUGCAGCGCGGCCGCGUGGCGCACGCCGGCACGCACCGGCAGCUGCUGGCCGACCGCGCCUCGCUCUACUACCGCCUGUGGCACGCGCAGACGCACGACCGGGACGUACCCCCCACCCCCACCGCGUAG